AUGUUUUUUGCAAUGGCGAAACUGGGGGACUUGAAGAGAAAGAAGUGGCAGUCGAAGUCCCAAAAUACCAAGAAACAGGUUUUAAUCAGUUGUUUAGCUAUAUCAGGCAGGGCUUGUAGUUUUCGCGGGACACAAGAAAACAUAAACAGAAAAAGCCCUAGAUGUAGCAAAGCCUCGCGUGCUAUUAUUGUUCAGUCAACUUCAGGUGAUCUUGGAGAAGAGAUAUGUAAGAAACAAGAAAGGAGCAGAGAAAACCCUAGCUGUAGCGUAACCACCACGCUUGCUGUUGAGAUACCUGAUGAUCUAGUAGAAGAGAUUCUUCACCACCUUCCAGUAUAUUAUUUACUUAGACUGAAACUAGUGUCUAAAAAAUGGAAAUCAUUGAUUGAAUCGAGGUAUCUAGCAGAGAAACAUACCCUUCUCCAUCAGAAAAAGUACGGAGCCAAGAAAAUCAUAGUUGAGCGGUCAGAAUCUGGAACCUUUCAUGUCAGGUAUUCAGCAAAUCACAGUAGAGAAUCAAAAGAUCUUCUUCGCCUUCCUGGAUCUUGUAGCGGUUUAGUGUGCGUCUACGAUUUGGUCUACGUAUAUCUAUUCAACCCUAUGACAGGUGUGUUCCGGACACUUCCUUCUCCUCGAGGUACCAAAGCUGCACUUACCUGUACCCAACUUUCAGUGGGAUUCGGGAGAGAUGUCGUGACAGGAAGCUACAAAGUGGUGGUUUUGUUUGGGUCCGGUUAUGAUAAUAGAGUGAACUCAAAAGUUUUCGAUCUGAGCACCAGCAAGUGGAGAGGGAGAUACAAAUCCGCCGGUCCAGUAGUGUCUCUUUCUUUCACUCUAAUUAGCCUUGAAACAAACCCAGUCUUCGUAAGCGGUUCACUUUUCUGGUUGUUGUCACGUCACCAUACGGAGAUACUAGUCAUGGAUCUGCACUCUGAAAAGUUUCGUACCGUGUCGCUACCCAACGACAUUGCUGUGGCCUUGGGUCUCAUUUACAUGUGGAAACUCAAGGACCGUCUCUGUGUCUCUGCUUUAACACAAUGUUUUGAUUCCGACCUGUGGGUUCUUGUGCAGGAUGAGGUUACUGAGAGGUGGGAGAGAACUCGACUUCUUCCUGAUUCUGACACUCCUCCGUUAACGUUGUAUUCUGCUUGCUUUUCACAGUCCUUGGUUUCUCCUUACCAGUGA
Molecule: messenger RNA, 1185 nt
Organism: Eruca vesicaria subsp. sativa (arugula)
Lineage: Eukaryota; Viridiplantae; Streptophyta; Magnoliopsida; Brassicales; Brassicaceae
Source: the annotation of a GenBank genome assembly